This is a messenger RNA of Neoarthrinium moseri, 2541 nucleotides long. RefSeq lists its product as uncharacterized. The record is from RefSeq and is a predicted model, not a curated record. Gene Ontology annotation, molecular function: beta-mannosidase activity. The transcript has 2 exons. Gene Ontology annotation, biological process: glycoprotein catabolic process; carbohydrate metabolic process. Bases 1 to 2541 code for a protein of 846 amino acids. Lineage: Eukaryota; Fungi; Ascomycota; Sordariomycetes; Amphisphaeriales; Apiosporaceae.
AUGGAGCCCCGCAGCGUGAUCCCGCUUGACAAGAAGUGGGAGUUCAAGCAAGCUGACAAGGAGGAUAGCAAGUAUCUUCCAGUCGCACAAUUCCCCACUAAUGUCCAUCUCGACCUACUUGCUCAUAAACUCAUUCCAGACCCGUUCAUCGGCAAGAAUGAGCUAGACGUGCAAUGGAUCGGGGAAGCCGUUUGGAUUUACAAGACGACGUUCCCGUCCCUUAGCAUUGGGGCGUCUGCAAAAGCCAUCCUAGCUUUUGAUGGUCUCGAUACUUUUGCGACUGUAGUGCUCAACGGCCACACCAUCCUGAAGACAGACAACAUGUUCGUCCCUGAACGUGUUGAUGUCACCUCAGUUCUGGCCGAAGAGGGUGAUAACGAACUCGAGAUUACCUUUGACAGCGCGUAUCUUCGGGGUUGGGAACGGGUCGAGAAGUAUCCUGACCACAAGUGGGGUUGCUGGAAUGGCGACAAUUCAAGAUUGGCCGUCAGGAAAUCACAGUACCAUUGGGGAUGGGAUUGGGGUCCGACCCUGUUGACUUGCGGUCCUUGGCGACCAAUUCAGCUUGAGGUCUAUGAAUCCAGGCUCUCAGAUCUGUGGUGCGACACUACAGUAGAAAAGUCUCUCAAGUCUGCGACUGUGAAGGUGAACACUAGUGUGGAAGGGAAGCCCGCAAAGGUUCGAUUCGAUGUCUUGCUAAAUGACCAGCUCCUGGCCGCACAAGAAGUCGAGGGUACUGAUGUUACUUUCACAAUCGCCAAUCCUGAACUCUGGUACCCCGUCCGAUACGGUAGCCAGUCUCUCUACACGGUCAAAGCUACGCUGGUCGACAAUGGAAAGGAGAUCGACUGCAUCACAAAGAAGAUAGGCUUGAGAAGAGCUGAGCUUGUCCAGAGACCUCUCAAAGACCAACCAGGCACCUCCUUCUUCUUCGAGAUCAACAACAUCCCAGUUUUCUGCGGAGGCAGCGACUGGAUCCCCGCUGACAACUUUAUUCCACGUAUCAGCAAGGAGAGGUAUUAUGAUUGGGUCAAGCUUGUUGCUGAUGGCAACCAAUUCAUGAUCCGCGUGUGGGGCGGCGGCAUCUAUGAGGAACAGGCUUUCUACGAUGCUUGCGAUGAGCUCGGUAUUCUCGUAUGGCAAGACUUCAUGUUCGGCUGUGGCAACUAUCCUGCCUGGCCUGAAAUGUUGGACUCCAUCAAGCGUGAGGCUGAGGAAAACAUCAAGCUGCUAAGACACCAUCCUAGUAUCGUCAUCUGGGCCGGCAACAACGAGGACUACCAGUACGCGGAGAGUGUCAACUUGACCUGGGACCAGCAUGACCAUGACGCCGAAAGCUGGCUAAAGACCGACUUUCCCGCUCGCUACAUCUACGAGAAGGUCCUUUCAGAUGCCUGUAAAGAUUUGAUCCCCGCUACGUACUAUCAUCCCGGCAGCCCUUGGGGCGGUGUAGAUACUCGCGACCCAACUGUAGGGGACAUCCAUCAGUGGAACGUCUGGCACGGCACGCAGGAAAAGUACCAAAAUUUUGACAAGCUUGUCGGUCGAUUUGUGUCUGAGUUUGGCAUGGAAGCAUUCCCGUCAGUUAAGACAAUCGACGCUUUCUUGCCCCUUGGAAGGGACGAUCCCGAUCGUUACCCGCAGUCCUCCACCAUUGACUUCCACAACAAAGCCGACGGUCACGAGCGCCGUAUUGCGCUGUAUCUCGUCGAGAAUAUGCGGUAUGCACCGGAUCCCUUGGAGCAGUUUGUGUACUCUACCCAGUUGAUGCAAGCUGAGUGCCUCGCCUCGGCGUAUCGAUUAUGGAAGAGACAGUGGAAGGGUCCUGGACGGGAGUACUGCGCUGGCGCCUUGGUCUGGCAGAUCAAUGAUUGCUGGCCUGUGACGAGCUGGGCCAUCUGCGAUUAUUAUCUGCGCCCCAAGCAUGCCUACUUCACAGUGAAGCGAGAGAUGGCCCCUGUUAGUGUGGGUAUGACGAGGAGAGAGCAUAAGCACCCGAAGAAUAAGUAUACCCGUGUGGACAUCGAAACCAAGGUCGAGAUCGAAAUUUGGGGCUCCAACCUCACACUCGAGGACCUUGUAGUUGACUGCGUUGUCAAGGCCUGGGAUGUGGAGACCGGCAAGGAGACAUUUUCCAAGACCAUCGCCGAAAAGAUAUCUCUACCCAAGAACCAAAGCACCGAGAUCGUAGCUUUGGAAGUCCCCGCUCCUAAGAAAGGAGAUGAGGCUAAGACAGUGGUGGCUAGUUAUCUGGUCCAGGACGGAAAGCAGAUUGCGCGAUACGUAAACUGGCCAGAGCCGUUGAAGUACCUUCAUCUGCAGAAGCCAGGCAAGCUUGCUGCUACACUCAGUGCCGAUGCCAAGUCCGUCCACGUCAGUGCGGAGGUGCCGGUCAAGGGUGUUGCACUUGAGUGUGAAGACGACGAGGUCAAAUUCGAAGACAAUCUGGUUGAUAUAGUGCCGGGCGAGACGGUUAUUAUUGCUGUCAAUGGUGCGGUGGAGUCGAGCGCCAUCACAACGCGGUAUCUUGGCAUGAUAUAG